Theobroma umbraticum is the source of this 1435-nucleotide messenger RNA. Lineage: Eukaryota; Viridiplantae; Streptophyta; Magnoliopsida; Malvales; Malvaceae. The record is from RefSeq and is a predicted model, not a curated record.
AUGUGGAGAGGCAGAUCAGGAAAUAGUGAUAGUUAUUGGGACAACAUUGAGAAAAACCUGUAUGACAUGUUUUUCUAUGAAGCUGACAAUAUACAACAGAUAUACCAUGAUGAGGGGCUUGCGGUUCCAAUAUAUCAAAGGCAUGAUAACAAUUAUUCAUAUGGAGAUAAUUACGGAAGCAGUAGUUCUUGGGGGGAGUACUCAGGGCAUACAUCAGAUGAAGCUCUAGCAAGACACUUACAGGAGAUGGAGGAUGGUUUCCAAAACUUUUCCUUUGAUGAACACUUUAGAACAGUGUCUGCAGGGGCUGGAGGUGUCCGUCAAGAAGGACCUUCGUUUUCGGGGGAAGAUCAAGAUAAUGUUGAUCCUGAUAACAUGACGUAUGAGCAAAUCUCCGAAUUAGGACAAUCCAUUGGUAGUGCUAAGAAAGGACUAUCAAUAGAGCAGAUGUCCCGGUUACCAACUCACAAAUACAAAGGAUCAUCCAAGAAAAAGGGCAAAUCUGCUGAUGAAGACUCAGAGUCAGUUUCCACAAAAUAUAGGAUUUCUUUUUCUGAUAUAAUUAUGCUUUAUGUUACACGUGAGCCCAGGUGUGUGAUAUGUAAGAUGCAAUAUCGCCGGGGGGAUGCAUUAAUGACCCUGCCCUGCGCACACAAGUAUCACGAGGAGUGCAUUAAGAAUUGGUUAGAAGAAGACAACAGCUGCUGCGUCUGCAAAGAGGAGGUGACUGUAUGAUUUGGGGAGGCUUCCAUGUUAGGAAUUACUGCUUCUGUCCACCUUUCUAUAAAGUUGUACAUAUUUAACUCUUUUACAUUUUAUUUAGUUCUUUCUUCUGCUGUUCCCUUAAACACUGAGUUAUAUAAGUUAUACUUUUAAAAUCUCGAAUGCAUCUUACGUCAAUGAGAAAAACUGUACUAUUCUGAAUAAUAAUAAGUUUAAGGUAGCUGGUUUCAUGUCAUGCCUGCAACUAACUAUUCUCCAUGUUCAAAUCAAAACCAAUCUGCUAUGCCCUGUUGACUGCCAGAAAUUCCAUCAAUUUGACUCUUCCUGGCUCCUGCAUUCAUGCAGAUCAAUGUAAAAAUUCAACAGCCUUUGUUUUCAUGUUUUCAUCCCUAUCCAGGAAUGCCGGUUGAUUUACUCAGACAACAAUGAUCUCAAAACUGGGGAGAUAUCCUUCUUUACUAGCAUCCUUUUUCCAGGCGCUAGCCCCUAAAGGAUGGACUGAUAGCCCUGUUAUCAUAGUACUCUAUUAUUAACAAUGGAACAAAAAUUGGCCAAAAAAAAAAAAGAAGAAAAACAAUGGAACAAUGACAAUAAACAGUACUGUCACUGCUCUUUUAACAUGGAACCAGGAUAACAAAAAGAGGGUGGGCUAUAACCGCAUGUGUUUCAUACUAUAAUUUUCAUGAACAUAAAUGUACCCAAGAGGCGGACA